UAGAUAUUGCGCGAAAACUGAAGUGCAGCAAGUGCGGUGUGUUAGCGUCUUUAUGAAGUACGGAAAAGUCCUUUGUAGACGAAAUGAGAACUUUGGAAGAGGUAAACGCAACACUUGAGAUCGCAAAACUCAAAGAACAGGAUUUGUUGCCGGUAACACAUUGCUUGUCUUUUGGAGAAAAUGUGUCAUCUGGAGACUACUGCCUCAUGGAACUGGACGAAACACUUUGUAAACACAUUGAAGCUGGAAAGAGCCUUGUCAUUAGAGGAGACAAAGAUGAGCAUGCGAUUAUAUGCAGUGAAGACAAAACCUACGACCUCAAAAUGGCAGACACAUCCAACUUGCUUCUGUUUGUACCUGGAUGUAAGACUCCGGAUCAGAUGAAGGAAGUGUCAGCGGAUGCUCAGCUUGUCAAUGCUGAGGUAUGGGGGUUCUCCAACUGCUACUGGGAGCUGAAGCAGCAGCGGCCAAGGCUAAAGAAGUUGAAGAAACUUUUGAUGGAGUAUCCGUAUGAGGGCCCAUCUCUGCCCGCAGAGGAAGAGCCUGAAGUCCCUGAACAAAUGUACUCCACAGCUGACCUUCUUGAAAGAAUCCAAGCAAGUAAAGAGGAACUUUUGGCCCAACUAAAAAAUAUUAACGCUUGCGAAAUAGAUGGCUUCUGGAGAAUUUUGGAUUUUGAUUAUGAGAUGAAGCUGGUGGGCCAUAUAACUCAGCUAGUUGACUCUGAAUCCUGGUCUUUCACUGAAGUUCCUUUGAGUGAUUGUCUUCAGGAACUUGGUGGCCUGGAGCCAAAAGAAAUGAUAGAGCAUUGCUUGAACUGUUAUGGAAGGCAGUACACAACCGAAGAUGGGAAGGUGGCGUUCUCUCUGGAUGAGGAUAAAAUCUGCCGGGCUACUGCCCAGCUGCUCCUGCAGAAUGCAGUCAAGUUCCACCUGAGUGAGUUCCAGGAGGUCUGGCAGCAGAGUGUUCCGGAGGGGAUGAGUACAAAGCUGGACCAGCUCAGGGGUUUGGCACUGGUAGACCGUAGCACCAGACCAGAGACCAUUUCUCUUUUGAGGGUGGAGGACCUACCAGAGGACACCCUGGAGCGCUUCAGCUGCCUCUUCAGUAUGAGAGAGAAGUGGACUGAGAAUGACAUCGCUCCCUACAUACAGGAUCUAUGUGGAGAAAAACAGACAACUGGAGCCCUUCUGACGAAAUUUGCACGUUCUUCAAUGCAAAAUGGCAUCAAAGUGUACAACUCUAGAAGACCUAUCGCAACCUAAAGUGAGGAGCAUGCUUCUUCCUCGCCCCAUCAAGAGGACGCAUUUGUGUCUCCCUUGUGUAUAUUAUCUGUUAAUAAAACCUUAUUUUUUAAAAACUU
Alosa alosa (allis shad) is the source of this 1363-nucleotide messenger RNA. RefSeq names its product DNA replication and sister chromatid cohesion 1 (gene dscc1). The transcript is spliced from 9 exons. Gene Ontology annotation, cellular component: Ctf18 RFC-like complex; chromosome, centromeric region; chromatin. Gene Ontology annotation, biological process: maintenance of mitotic sister chromatid cohesion; mitotic sister chromatid cohesion. The coding region runs from base 84 to 1265 and encodes 393 amino acids. The record is from RefSeq and is a predicted model, not a curated record. NCBI's taxonomy places the organism in Eukaryota, Metazoa, Chordata, Actinopteri, Clupeiformes, Clupeidae.